AUGUCUUACAACGCCUCUUCAGCCGCCAACGGCAGCGCUCCUCGCGCUGCGGUCUGGAGCUUGAAGUCCUCCAACCCUGACCUCCCUGCUGAGUCGGCCAUCUUGCCCGAUGACGGCAGCAACGGCACUGAGUCCGUUUUUGACGAUGACAAGCGCCGUCGCGUCGAUCCUCGGAGCUUUGCUGAUGGUGACAAGUUCCGAUCUGUCGUCAAGAUUCAAGCUUGCUUCAACAAGGGCAGCGGCAACGUCUGGAUGAUGGGUUCUGGCUGGCUCAACAGCCCUGAUACCGUUGUCACUGCCGGCCACGUCGUCUAUGACUGGGGCCACCGUCUUCAGAGCGCUACCGAGAUCAAGUGCUACAUCGGCUACUCUGGUCGUGCCUCCGUCGGCACUCCCAACGUUCAAGCUCGCUUCGGCGAGCGCAUCAUCACCACCGCCGAAUGGAUUGAGGCUGCAGGGAACCGGAGACAUGAUGUUGCCUUCAUUAAGGUCAACCGCCCCUUCACCGGCAAUAUUAGAAACAUCCCCUUUCAGGAGACUCCUUUGUUCGCAAGAGGCGCCAACAUUGGUGUUGUUGGAUACCCCGGAGACAAGUAUCUUGAGGGCACGAACGGGGAGAGCGGAGAGAAGGGUGCUCAGAUGUACGAGGAGUUCGCGCCCACCAAGUACGACCUCAAAAAGAGCGAGCGGCACAUGAUUGAGUACCAGGUCUCGACUUUCGCUGGCCAGUCUGGUGCCCCCAUCUUCCAGGUUGAGAACAACGCCCUGGUGUCCAUUGGCACUCACUGUUACGGCGGUGGUGGCGACGAGAGCAACUCUGGCAACUCCAUCGGCGGCCCUUACGGUAACAACUACCAUGCCUUCUUCAAUCUCUUUGACAGCCCCCAGUUCCCCCAGGCACAGCGUCAGGGCAUCAAGGUUCUCACAGCCGAUGCCGAUGCCCGUCCUAGUAGCAACAUCGGCGCUUCCAAUGGGGCGCCCAGCAACGGGCAGGUCAAGACCGGCAGCUCCCCCUAUUCCAACGGUCACAGCAACGGUACCACGUACAACGGUAACGGAUAUGCCAACAGUGCUACCAAUGGAAACAGCAACGGCUACAACGGCUUUCGCCCGGAGAGUGUGGCUUCUCCAGCAGCGCCGACCCAGUACAGCACAGGCACGGGUCUUCAGGAAAGUUCGGAUGAGGAGGGCUUCUUCGAUAUCAUCAAGUCGAUCGCCAAAGUUGCAGGACCUGUCGUCUCGACAGUCAAUCCUUUCCUUGGACCCAUUGGUGGGCCCAUCGGUGCCAUCGCCGGAGGCAUCCUUUCUACUGUCGGAGGUGCGGAGAGCGCCCUCGAGGACGGGAACGCGUCUAGCGUGGUCGAGACUGCGAUCAACUCAGGCGCCACUGAGCGUGCGGUGCUUGCCGAGGCAUCGCUUCAAGCCCUACUGAAGGUCGAGGACAGCCCCGAGACUGCAGAGAUUCUCCACACCAUCAACUCCAAGUACAACGCCUUCAGAUCCAAGUUGGAUGCCAUCGCCAAGGUCGCCCAGCCCCAGCUCACGGAGGCUGGACUUCACCUGGCUCAUCUUCAGAUGGCGAAGAUGCAAGAGCGAGCGGCGUCUGGGGUCCAGGAGUCAGAAAUUGAGCUCCCUCGUACGCAGCUCAGGGGCCUCCAACUGUCUUCGUACAACCAGCAGGGCCCGCAGGGAGCCUUUGUCCAGGGCCUCCUGGCGCCUACUCUUCCCGUCUCUGGCGAAGAGGGCUUCUUUGACUCCCUCGGCUCUGUCCUCGGCAAGGGCAUCGGCUUCGCUAAGCCGUUCAUCGCGAGUGCCGCGCAAGGGGCACUCAGCGGCGUCAUCGCCCGCCUCAGUGGUGGCGCAGAGUCCUCCUUCGACGCCCCCGCUGUCGGCACUCACGAGUAUGCCACUCGUCUCGCAUUCAAGCGUGCCGCUGCCGCAGAAGCUGCCCUGCAGACUCUCAUGGAACUCCCCAAGGAGAAACUCGACCGUCUUCGAAUCAACGAGCCCCAGAAUGGCGAGGAGGGCUUCUUCGACGUCAUUAAGGCUGGCGUCCAGAAGAUUGCCCCCUCCGUGCUAGAUAUUGCCAAGACGGCUGUGCGCAAGGUCGUCCCUAUUAUCGUCGACGCUGCUUCCCAGAAGAUUAAGAACGCUGUUGGACCGGAGAGCGUCGCCUCGGCUCCCCGGAAUAACGUCAACACUACCAACGUUAUUCGAACCAAGAAGUCCGUCGGAGACAUGCUCACCACGUCGGCUCAGGCCUACAAGGGAGCGAAGGUGAGCAACAACCCCGAUGAUUCCAACGCCAUGAACGCUACUCUCGAGGACAUUCUCAAGUCCCAUGAGAGUGCAUGGGUGCCUUCGCUCCAUAAGCGCAAGUCCUGGGACUCGAACGAUGACGGCCUCUGCAUGAUGGACGACGAAGAUUUUUGA
This is a messenger RNA of Colletotrichum phormii, 2433 nucleotides long. Its product is annotated as ATP synthase F1. Gene Ontology annotation, biological process: proteolysis. The transcript is spliced from 3 exons. The record is from RefSeq and is a predicted model, not a curated record. Lineage: Eukaryota; Fungi; Ascomycota; Sordariomycetes; Glomerellales; Glomerellaceae. Gene Ontology annotation, molecular function: serine-type peptidase activity. The coding region runs from base 1 to 2433 and encodes 810 amino acids.